AUGGUAAGCCAAAGCCAUACAGCGACGUUACUCCUCUUCACCACCUUUCUCUUCAUUUCCCGAUCAAUCUCAGCCGUUCAUUCCCUUCCACGACUAAACGCAACAACCAACGACCUAGACUUCAUCCGAACAAGCUGCAACGCUACUCUAUAUCAAGACCUCUGCUUCAACUCUCUCGCCGGCUACGCCUCCGUCGUUCAAGACAGUCCCGCGAGGCUAGCAAAGAUAGCAACCGGAGUCUCCCUCUCAAAAGCCAAAGCCACGUUGGCUUUUCUCUCCAAACUCUCACACUCUGCCUCCGAAGUCAAAGACUGUGUUUCAUACUUAGAUGAGGCAGUUGAUUCCAUUAGAGACUCUCUGCGAACACUACGCAACAUGAGCCGUGGAGGUGGCGUUGCAGCGGCUGAGUCGUCAGCAGAGACGUUUAGUUCAAAGGUGAAUGAUGUGCAGACGUGGAUGAGUGCAGCAUUGACGUAUGAGGAUACGUGUACGGACGAGUAUGAAGAAAUGGAUGUCACAGGAGAGGUCAAGACGACUGUUUAUGAUCGGGUGAAUACACUGAAAAGGUUUACUAGUAAUGCUCUUGCCCUUGUUAACAAUUAUGGUAACAAUGGAACCCCAUGAGAUGAGAGUAUGAAAUUAACUUUUAAUUUAAAUAUUUCUUUUGAUAUUUAUAUUAUAUUGUUUAAGGUUUCUUUUGGUUUUCGAAUACGUUAUGGGUUUUAAUUUUAAAUAGAUAACAGUGUGUGAGAAAAAAAAAUGAAAGUUUAGUAGUGUAGCUUCAAAAAAGGUAGUAGGAAGUUCAUGUUUCAUUGCUUUGACUCUGUGUGGAUAUGCUUAUGAUUUGAUGCAUUGUUGUAUCAACUUAGGGGUUUUGUUUUAAUAUGAGCUUAACGUGGGUUUGGAUAGAUGUUAAAUUGUCAGAUUUUGCAUGUUUUGUUUGGUCAAAAUAGUUACAAGAAUUUACUUUCACAAUUUCGAACUCAAAUAUAGCCUGACUUUAAAUUUUAAUCACUAAAA
Messenger RNA from Eruca vesicaria subsp. sativa (arugula), 1020 nucleotides. The record is from the annotation of a GenBank genome assembly. Lineage: Eukaryota; Viridiplantae; Streptophyta; Magnoliopsida; Brassicales; Brassicaceae.